Cryptococcus wingfieldii CBS 7118 is the source of this 1986-nucleotide messenger RNA. RefSeq lists its product as hypothetical. Gene Ontology annotation, molecular function: zinc ion binding; DNA-binding transcription factor activity, RNA polymerase II-specific. Gene Ontology annotation, biological process: regulation of DNA-templated transcription. The coding region runs from base 1 to 1986 and encodes 661 amino acids. Lineage: Eukaryota; Fungi; Basidiomycota; Tremellomycetes; Tremellales; Cryptococcaceae. The record is from RefSeq and is a predicted model, not a curated record. The transcript has 6 exons.
AUGGACAUGCUCAAGGUUAUGGGUAACCCCGCCGACUCCUACGUGUCCCUCGUGGCGCAGCAGAACGCCAACGCCGACAACACUGUCGACGACUCUUCCAAUUACGAAGAAUUUCUUCUUCAUGAAUUUCUCGAGAACGAUCCCACUCGGCUUUUCAAUGUGAUUGACAAUGAAGCCUCCUUUUUUGCCUCAUUCAACGUCCCGACCACAGGGGAGGAGAUGCGGGUGGCGGCGGAAUCCGCUCACCUCGACGCUCCUCCUGCCCUCUCUCCCAACCCUCAAGCCCUUUACAAUGGCGCUGUCCCAGCUGCGGCCACCACCGACGGCGAGUGGGUGGCGAACGCUCAUUCCGAAUUCGCACCGGCUGUCGAGACUGCCUCUGGCAAUGGCUUCGCCGCCAACGGAUUCCCCGACAAUGGCGCCUGCAUGGACCCCCGCUUCCUCCAGCCCACUCUCUCCCCUUCCCUCAUUCAUGGGAAGCAGCUCAGCACUAAGUCAUGGGGCCCCAUGCCUACCUUCGAAGCUUCUCCUGCCCAGAACUUCGGCUUCUCCUCCAGCGACGAGCAAGCCCAGCAGGCGUUCUUGGCAUCCGGCGGGAUCGACAACCCUGCCUUCCAAGCUAUGCUGCAGAUGCCCGUCACUGCCCUCGGGCCAGCCUUCAGCGCCGUGCCUGCAGUCCAGCCCGCACAGCCCACCGUCCCCUACGCCGUCGAGUCCACACAGCCCGCUGACGCCUACCCCGUCGAGCCUACCCAGUCCCAGAACAGCGGUACUGUCAACUCUUCCCCUGUCGUCGACCAAGCUACGUUCCUGCGAAUGAUUCUGGCCGGUACGGACGACAACCUCAAGCUCAAUGUCAUGGCAUCGCUUGUCGCACAGGGCAAUCCUAGCCCAGAGGUGGUUGGUCUCAUCAAAGCCCACUUUGAACCGUCCAAAAAUAACACCACCGCCUCUGCUGGCGCCGUACCGUCCUCUGUCCCCGAGACUCAACCCGUCUGCUCUUCUGCCUCUUCCUCGCAGAGCCAGAGUCUGUCUCCUCCAGAGAUCAUCCAGACUCCCAUCGCUACUCCUCCCAAGCCCAAGAGAGCCACCCCCAAGUCUAGCUCGAAGCGCAAGCGAGACUCCUCCGACGAGGGUGAGAAGAGGCCGAGCCCUGCUUCUCACUCCUUGCCCGAGAAAGAGGGCAAAAUGAUCAGGCAGGCCCAGCGAACUUGGACUGCAUGCUUGGAUUGCCAAAGACGCAGACAUCGUUGCGUAAAACUGGACGCCGACGACCGUACGGAAUCUUGCACUGAAUGCUAUCGGAAAGGUAUACCCUGCAUCAUGCCUUCCAAACCUCGCAUCCACCCUUCUGAGACGACGGCCGAGGCAAGAGCCGAAUAUAGAGCCCGCAAGCAGGCCCAGAAUGCUGAGAAGGCUGAGCGUGUGGCUGCCGGGGAGCCGGCCACUGCUCCCAAGAAGAGGAAGAACAAGAAGUUCAUGACCGUCUACAAGACUAUUCGACGCAAGGUGUCUGAUCCGCCUGAGGGUAGCAGUGGGAAAGGGAAGAGUCAAGAGGUUGAAGGCGCGAACUACACCCCCGAGUCGCGCCCCACCUCCGACGACUUUGCCGACUUCAGCUCCCUCCCCAACACUACCCCUGACUCGUACUGCCCCACCACCGAGUACACCAGUUUCAGCCCUAUUCCCGAUCUUCCCGACAUGCCCAUGACAGAGGAGGAGCGGAACACUGAUCUUGAUGAUCUCUUGGCGGCCUGCGCGAACUCUAGGGCAGAUCUUGAUGAACGAGGGUACUACCCGGGCGAAGCAGAGGCGGGGCCGAGCUCGAGUCCGGUGUCUGCUAUUGCUUACUACGACUCAGACCCUAUUGAAGAGCAGUACUCCACUGAAGACUCUUCCCCUAUCGAAGAUUCGGGAGAGAACUGGAAGACAUGGCUCGACGGAGGAGACGAUGAGGAUGAAAGCGAUGACUACUACCGCCUGUAG